AUGCUAUCUAUGAUUUCGAGACGCAAAAUCAAGGAAGUAGAACGAUUGAAAGGAACAGUGGAGAUGCUAUCUAUGAUUUCGAGGACACCAAAAUCGGAAGUAGAACGAUUGAAAGGAACAGUGGAGAUGCUAUCUAUGAUUUCAAGACACCAAAAUCAAGGAAGUAGAACGAUUAGAGAAAGGAACAGUGGAGAUGCUAUCUAUGAUUUCGAGACACCAAAAAUCAAGGAAGUAGAACGAUUGAAAGGAACAGUGGAGAUGCUAUCUAUGAUUUCGAGACACCAAAAUCAAGGAAGUAGAACGAUUGAGACACCAAAAAUCAAGGAACAGUGGAACAGCGAUGCUAUCUAUGAUUUUGAGGACUCAAAAAUCAAGGAAGUAGAACGAUUGAAAGGAACAGUGGAGAUGCUAUCUAUGAUUUCGAGACACCAAAAUCAAGGAAGUAGAACGAUUGAAAGGAACAGUGGAGAUGCUAUAUGA
Acanthosepion pharaonis is the source of this 480-nucleotide messenger RNA. NCBI's taxonomy places the organism in Eukaryota, Metazoa, Mollusca, Cephalopoda, Sepiida, Sepiidae. The record is from the annotation of a GenBank genome assembly.